AUGGAUAAGAUACAAGGUGUCGUCGAAUCUCAUGAAUUCGUCACAGCUAUCCUUCCCCUCUAUCGAGAUACUCAAGUCGAGAUUCGAGUCGUGCCUAGCAACAAGGAAUACACCAUUUCCAAAGCCAUCAUCUGCGCAGAAUCACCCGUGUUCUCAGCAAUGUUCGAAGGCAAUUUCCAAGAGUCUCAAACCCGGACGGUAGAUAUAGAGGAGAUGAAGGAUGUUGUCUCGGUUCGAAGUGUAGAAGCACUUAUCAUGUGGCUUUACUUACGUACCGUGAGAUUUGACAUCACAGAUAACACAGAGUGUGUCUCGGCCGCUUUGGAGCUUGCGAGACUCGCAGACAUGUACAAAAUCAUCAAGCUGGGGGAAAAUGUGGCUCAAUACAUCGAAGACAAAGUCCAUGGGCCGUACGUUUCUCAAUUGCUUUUUGAAAAGCCCAGUGUCACCCGGACCAAAGACGGCGUCAGGUGGGUCGAUUACCCCGCCCUGUGGCUUAAUUUCCGCACCCCCUGGAUUAGUUCCGAGCAUAUCAUCUCAGCAACUGCCUUGCCUUAUGGCCACCCCGUAAGGAAGAUCCUGGCUUUUGCCUCAAUCCGAGACUAUCUCGUUGACAACACGGACAAGUUUUCGAAAUUGAUUGAAGCCCAUCCUUCCUUUGGAGCUGACAUCCUCCAACAGGUGAGACCGGCAUUGAGACAACUGGAUAAGAAUAUAAAACCCUCUAAUCGAACCCUUUGA
This is a messenger RNA of Penicillium salamii, 741 nucleotides long. Lineage: Eukaryota; Fungi; Ascomycota; Eurotiomycetes; Eurotiales; Aspergillaceae. The record is from the annotation of a GenBank genome assembly.